CCAGUGCGCCACGUGGGAACACCGGAGCCCCGCGCGCACACAGCACCCUGCCACGGCUCCCCUCUGCAGCUGCUUUCGCUCUGAUACUGGAAGCGAUUCGUGUCGCGCCGAUAGCGCAGCGCCGAGGGCUGAUCGAGCGACAGGGACAGAGACUCGGCUUCACAAGAUGGACAAUAUGGGGUAACGUCUGACUGGGAGAAUGGCCACCAUGACAGACGAUGCCGUCGGCAGCUCGCAGUCUUCCUUCAAGGCUGUGACCCUGAGGGUGGUUGACCUGCCUCUCUCAGUCUAUCACACCAUUUCCCAGGUGCGACUCAGCGCCGGCACCAAGAAGCUCCUGGCCAUCGGUGCUUUCAGCGCCGUCUCCCUCCUCUUCCUCGCACGUCAUUUACGGAGGAGGAAGCCGAAGAAUAAGGUCCAGUCGCCAUGGGAGCAGAGACACUUCGAUUUCCUCACCACGGAGCCACCGGAGAAAGAAUCGAGCCGAGCCAGCAGCCGGCAGAACCUCAGCCUCUCUCUCAACUCCAGAAGCUGCCAGUCCUACAGUCACGCCCUUCCUAGCGGCAGUCUGUACAGCAAGCUCUCCGGCUCCCUCCAGAGUCUGACCUCGGUGAAGAGUGCCAACUCCUCUAGUAGCUGCGCUUGUGUCAACAGCUCCAGCGUCUGGGACAAGGGCUGCGAGGACAGCGACGCGUGUAACAUCGUCAACAUCCCCGUCACUACUCCCGAGAACCUGUACCUGAUGGGCAUGGAGCUGUUUGAGGAGGCCCUGAGGCGCUGGGAGCAAGCGCUCACCUUCCGCAGCCGGCAGGCGGAGGACGAGGCCGGCUGUGGCUCCGUGAAGCUGGGGGCGGGAGACGCCAUCGCCGAGGAGAGCGUGGAGGACAUCAUCAGCGCCGAGUUCAUUCACAAGCUGGAGGCGCUGCUGCAGAGAGCAUAUCGGCUGCAGGAGGAGUUCGAGGCCACGCUGGGAAUGUCGGACUCGACUUCGCUCGCCAACGAUAUCGACAAGGACACGGACGUCACGGUGUGCGAGGACUCGGACGAACUGGGCCUGCGUGACACGAUGAGUGUCACCUCCACGGACUCGUUCGUGUCGGCCGCCGAGCUGUCGGAGCACCGUGACCUCAGGAAUGCGUACACCCUGGGCUCCCUCUGCCAUUACUCCCUGUACGAGGAGGCCCUCCGGCUGGCCGAGGAGGGCAAGGUCUCCUGCAGGGUGCUGAGGACGGAGAUUCUCGAAUGCCUGGGAGACAUCGACUUCCUGGCCAAGCUGCACUGCGUACGGCAGGCCUGUCAGGUCAUUCUGUGUGACCGUGCGACCAGAGCCUUCCUGACUGACGCCGGGAAGAAGAUUUUGUCCUCCAUCAUUAUCAAAGCACACAAGAGCCCGAAGAGAUUUGAGGAGGUUUUUGAGGAGAUGAUGAACUUCCUGGAGCAAACUAACCACUGGGAGAACACCGAGGUGGAACUGGCCACGAGGGGGGUGAAGCAUCUGAACUUCUAUGACAUAGUACUGGACUUCAUUCUCAUGGACUCCUUCGAAGACCUAGAGAAUCCACCCAUUUCCAUCCAGAACGUUGUCAACAACCGCUGGCUUCACGUUUCCUUCAAAGAGACGGCCGUGGCCUCGAGUUGCUGGUCUGUCCUGAAACAGAAGAGGCAGCACAUAAAGGUUCCGGACGGGUUCGUCGCCCAUUUCUACGCCAUCUGCGAGCACAUCAGCCCCGUUCUGGCCUGGGGUUUCCUCGGCCCUAAAAGCCCCCUUCAUGACUUGUGCUGCUUCUUCAAGGAGCAGGUGCUGUUCUUCUUGAAGGACAUCUUUGACCUGGAGAAGGUGCGGUACUCCAGCCUGGAAAGCCUCUCAGAAGACGUCCUGCAGCUUCUGCAGCGCCGCGCCGACCUGCUGCUGGCUUACCUCGGCGCCGACACACUACACCCCCCCAGCGGCUGCAUCACCACCCAGAGCCCCCUCUUGUCCAGUGCCCUUCUGGAAACCCGGGUGCAGUAGCACCCCCCCCCUCAAGGCACCAACCCCACAUUUUACUGAAGAACAUCCUCCCCCCUCCCAUACCUGCUUCAGCCGUCUCACUGUCUCCAGCCAAAUACGCUCAAGCUAUGAAGGAGUUGUGUGUUUGAUCAUCACCAUUGUUAAACUAGGUGAGACCUGUUGUAAAUAUAUGACAUGUGACGUCAUCACAUGACCUGCAGGAUAAUCUCCAUGGAGACGGCGGUCGCAAAUGAAAUUCACACUCGUCCAGUAGUAUCUGCGUUUUGUUUUAUUUUGAACUGUACUUGAAGCUCGUGUGGCCUGGUGUGUUUGUGCUUUCUGCCGAGUCGUCCCUCAAUGACCAUCGAGCCAAAACCCACGAUUCUGCUCCGCCCCGCGUGCAUCCCGCCCCCUGGCAGCCUCUGCCGUGCCUCACGCUGAAGUACCGCUCUGUGCUUUUUUACACCCAGCACUAGGCUACAGCUACAGACAGCCUAGAGACGCCCUGCGGAGCUGCGCGUCUGAAGGGCCUAGCGGAGGACACACCUGCUUAAGCCUGUCUGCCCCCCAGUGAGCGCUGGACAUGGACAGGUGCUUGAAUCUGACCUCUGCCCACCUCUAUCGCCCCAUACUUUGGUUUGCCACAAUUCUGUGGGAUCUCGCCCAGUGUCUUGUGCCAAGCCAAGUCCGGUUCAGUGCCGCCUCUGCCGGAUGGCGUGUUUGAGUCUCAAUGACUUGCCGCCGAGUCCUUAGCUUGGCGUAGCCGACCACACAGAAUGAACUCUGAGGUGGGGGGGGGGGGGGGGGGGGCAGUCAAAACAGGUGAAUGAGGGUUACUUAUUUUUAUAUGUAUAUAUGAAGUAGCUUUUCCUCUGGCAGAGCUCAGUACAGCCACUACUAUUUAUCUGUAUGCACACUACGUCAAUAAAGGGUUGUAAUCGG
Molecule: messenger RNA, 2932 nt
Organism: Brienomyrus brachyistius
Lineage: Eukaryota; Metazoa; Chordata; Actinopteri; Osteoglossiformes; Mormyridae
Gene: miga1
Product: mitoguardin 1
Exons: 16
Coding region: 200-2011 (603 amino acids)
Biological process (GO): mitochondrial fusion
Source: RefSeq, a predicted model, not a curated record